Molecule: messenger RNA, 945 nt
Organism: Phytophthora nicotianae INRA-310
Lineage: Eukaryota; Oomycota; Peronosporomycetes; Peronosporales; Peronosporaceae
Exons: 2
Coding region: 1-945 (314 amino acids)
Source: RefSeq, a predicted model, not a curated record
AUGGCGCAGUCCCCACUGUCCCCCACGGAGCAUGUCUUGCGCUCUGCAGAUGUGGAUGAAUUAGCGCAGCAGGUUACGGACGAGAACGAGAGCAAGGCCGAGGCCAAGAAGCGUCGUCAUCGUGAAAAUAUGGCACGAGGCAGGUCUCGCCACAACGCACUAAUGGAUUCAAUGCGGAAACAGUACCAAAAUCUACACAAGAAGCUGGAAACAGGCAUGGUGGCAUGGAGAAUGCGACGAGCUACGAAUAAUUCGAGCCAGAGCGAGCAGAAUCCGCCUUCGAAGGAGUUAAUGGCUCAAUAUAUCGAUGCGGUAGAGACAGAGAACGCCAUACAUCGCGAGAAUGAGGCGCUGGCGCAGCGACUGGAGCAAAUGGCCAUCUUCGAGACGACAUUACGGGUCGAUACACCAGAGGUGGCGGACCCGAACUUGCACACAGAGCGACCGAGGACAGUACAAGCUCUGAACCGACCGGGAUUCUGGUCCUAUUUUGCAGAGGACACGGAGCCAUUUUACUACGAACCGAUGCCUGCCGCGACUUGUUACAACCUGAUUCGAGAAAAAUAUCAGACGAUAAAGAGCCACCACUUUAUGUUUAUGAGGAAACAAUUAAGCGAGGUGCCUGUGCAGUUCUUCGGGUGGACAGUUCAGAGAUACUUAAGUGAGAGACGGAAGUUAGAGUUCCAUUUCAUGAAGCAGAUCCCGUGUACAGACAGCGAAAUGUUAGCGGAGGAACUGGCGAUUGAAGGCUGGAAAGUCUUUAAUGACCCGGAGAUGUACAGGAGAUGCUAUCGCUCGGCAAUUGAUGUCCGAGUACUGCAGAGAGUUGACGCAUUUAAUACCAUCCUCAUGCGUAAUUCUCCCGACGCCACCCGCUCGCAUCGCAUCCGCCACCUCAAUAUUUCGUCCAAAGUCUCAGAUGAGGAUGAAUCUGGCAAAUUCUAA